AUGCAACGCAAUUGGGUAUUGCUGCCCCAGACAGUGCGUGCAGGAGAUGCACCAAAAAGUUCUGCGGUUCGUACCCCCACAAGACCCUUGCCGUACGUUUGCUUGAAGUCUAAUGACGGUAUGGAGUUCGUUCUUCCUGAGGUUGCAGCGCGCCAAAGCAAAAUGCUGGCCAUGCUGCUAGAUGCUGUUUAUUCACUCCCAGAGCGUGGUGGUUUUGCGGAACCGACAAAUGCGCGGGGUGAGCAACAUACAACUGUACACGCCAGCAAUAACAUAGGCACAAUGCCAUGUAUUCCUCUUGAAGUGCUUAGUGGCCGCAUACUGGAGCUGGUUUGUCGCUAUUUAGUCCAGCGCAGUACGUCAGAUGUAAAUUCUACCGACGAAUUUGCGCUUCUGGGUGAGCUAAACCCCACUUCAUCCAGUGAUCAGGAUAUCGUUUUGGGGCUGCUGAUGGCGUCGGAUUACCUGGAUUGUUGA
Molecule: messenger RNA, 477 nt
Organism: Trypanosoma brucei brucei TREU927
Lineage: Eukaryota; Euglenozoa; Kinetoplastea; Trypanosomatida; Trypanosomatidae
Exons: 1
Coding region: 1-477 (158 amino acids)
Biological process (GO): ubiquitin-dependent protein catabolic process
Cellular component (GO): elongin complex
Molecular function (GO): protein-macromolecule adaptor activity
Source: RefSeq, a predicted model, not a curated record